UCAAGCAACCAGCAACGUUCUUUUUCGUUCCGGUUACUUGCUUGGGGAGGAAAAAAAAUAUAUCAGUUUUUGUUUCGGUGCAUGGUUUUGUUUUCCUCAUAUUUUUGUUGCUGCUAAUCCAACAUGGCGGCGCAAGCGAGGACGGUCCUGUCGUUGUUUUCUAUGGCAACGAGAAAAAAAGUGGUAGGCGGCUAGCCCGGUCAGGGUGUCACAUGAUUAGCGACUAAACCCGAGCUGUCCGAUUCCAAUAUGUCGGUUGGCCCGCUGGAGCUACGCAUCUUGUUAAUGAUAUUGUGGGCUUGUUGGUUCGGGUCUUGUGUGUGCAGCCGGAACAGGUCGGUGCGGGUCCUCGGCCUGCGCCUGGAGAAGCCCAGCGAGCGCGUGUUCAUGCGGGACGGAGUCCUGAGCGCUGCGCGGGGCUCCACCUUCAGACUCCGGUUGUUCGGGUCCGACCUGCUGAGCGACACCUGGCCGUGGGUCGCGUUUGCAAGUGGUGCUGAAGACGCUUGUAGCCGAGAAACACGGCGCAAUGCUUCUGCUUUCCAAGUGCGUGGAGAGUUUAAAGCGGUGAAUGAAAACGAGGGCUUGAUACUUGUUUAUACUCAAGAUAGAACCCGCUCUGAACAGGUAAACAGCGAGGAACUUCCGGUUUCCCACUGCUUGUGCGUUUUCAAUGGGCAGAACUGGCAGUCAGUGGGGCAGGAUAAGUUCCGUGUAGACCCGGAUCUGCCACUUGAAUGGAUCCCAGCAUGGGCUCUGGCUGUAAUUAUCACCAUAGUGGUGCUCAUCUGCUCCCUGAUCCGAUGCCUGAAUCUCAGUCUGCUUUGGCUUGACCCUCUGGAGCUUUAUGUCCUGCACAGCUGUGGUUCAGAAGAUGAGAGACGGCUGGCGAAGCGCCUGGAGCCAAUUCGGAGGAGAGGGAACUUCCUUGUGUGUUCUCUGCUCUUCUUGUGUGCUUUGAGCCAUUCGGUGCUCGGCGUGAUCUUCUACCGUGCCUUCGGAUCCAUCCUUCCAGCCACGUUCACAUGCGCUGUGCUCAUAUUCCUGGUCGCAGAGUUGUUGCCCCAUAUCGUAAGCUCAGGUUAUGGCUUCUAUCUCGCCCCAGGUCUUAUAUGGCUGGCCCAGAGCUGUUUGAUCAUCACAUGCCCCCUGUCUUGCCCCUUAGGCCUGUUCUUGGAUUUGGCACUUGGGCGCGAUGUGAGCACUUGCGGCGUGCGCGAGAAGGCAAUGGAGCUGAUCCGGGCAAACGUGAACGAUCCGUAUAGCGAGUUUGUCAAGGAGGAGUUUCGCCGCGGGACAUUGAGGAGCAAGACGGUGGAGGACAUCCUGACUCCACUCAAGGACUGCUUCAUGCUGCCCUCCACGGCCGUGCUGGACUUCAACACUAUGUCCGAGAUCAUGCAGAGCGGUUAUACCCGUGUGCCUGUCUACGACGAGGAGCGCUCAAACAUUGUAGAGAUCCUCUACAUCAAGGACCUGGCCUUGGUGGAUCCUACCGACUGCACGCCCAUGACCACCAUCACAAAGUUCUACAACCACCCGCUGCAUUUUGUCUUCAAUGACACCAAGCUGGACGCCAUGCUUGAGGAGUUUAAGAAGGGAAACUCUCAUCUCGCCAUAGUGCAGAGAGUGAAUAAUGAGGGAGAAGGAGACCCCUUCUAUGAGGUGCUGGGUCUGGUCACCCUGGAAGAUGUGAUUGAAGAGAUCAUCAAGUCGGAGAUCCUGGAUGAGUCUGAUGGCUAUAUGAACAUGAAAGUGAAGCAUCCUCUUCCCCCACUGGAGAUUCCUUUGGAGCCCCGUGCAGUACAGGAGUUCUCUCUCUUCAAGCUACCCGAAGGCGAGGUGAAGACCCGCACAUCUCCUCAGCUUCUACUUGCUACCCAUCGCUUUCUCUCCAGAGAAGUGGAGCAUUUCUGCCCACAGCGUGUGUCAGAAAAAGUCUUAUUUCAUCUCUUACGGCAUCCCAGCGUCAAUCAAGAAGUGAAGUUUGACCCAACCAACAAAAUGAGUCCCGACCACUACCUCUACACGCGUAAUCAUCCGGUGGACUACUUUAUAUUGCUGCUGCAGGGGCGUGUGGAAGUGGAGAUUGGAAAAGAGGGUCUGAAGUUUGAGAACGGAGCCUUCACCUACUACGGCGUGUCAGCACUUACAGCGCCUUCGUCUGUACAUCAGUCUCCAGUGUCCACGCAGCAUCGCUCCCUGAGAGACACUUUUGAGCUGGGAGAAGCCACAAGCCCAUCCAGUUACUGUCCUGACUACACAGUCCGAGCCCUCACCGAUCUGCAGCUCAUCAGGGUAACCCGCUUGCAGUACCUCAAUGCCUUGAUGGCAUCUCGGGUAUCACAGAGCCCUGAUCCUCCAGAGAUCAAGAUCCUUCCUAACAGCCAGACGCAACUCCUAAAUGAGAAGAACGUCACCCCAGAUGAUGUGAACAUGUGAAGGCUUGCGAUGGAAUCUUAUGGAUCUCUCAGUUUCUGACGUUUGCAGGUACACGCACGACCCUGGAAUGCAGGACUGAUUAAAGUAUCUCCAGGCCAGAUAGAAGGCAUUUGAUCUAUCUGGUUAAGCUUGGAUAAGGAUUCAAUUUUAACUUUUUUUACUUUUUUUUUUUCCUCAGUUAUUCUUACUUUUAGGUAUGGUGUUCUUAGAUUUCAUUAGUUAUUGGUGCUUGUACUGAUUUUGUUUGCUGUGGGUGUGUGUCUAUGUAGCAUGGUCAUGUGUUGAAGCCUUUUCUGAUAAAUUUUUUUUUUUUUUAAUUUUAAUAAUGUGCCAAUAGACAACUGAGUGCCAUCACGGGCAGCAGGAACUGCUCUUUUUUUUUUUUUUUUUUAAUUGUUUUGCCUCUUUUUUUUUUUUUAGGGUGUCAAUUUUUUUGAUCAUAGAUAAAUCUGUCUUUAAAUCUUUCUAUCUGUUACACUCUGCACUGCAGUCUAGUGAAGUGUUCAGCUUCUGUAGUUUUAGUAUAUGCAAAUGUUUUAGUGUUUUGUGUAUGGUUGGUUGCAAGGUCUUGCUGUUACAACCCAAAACAUCACAGUAUAAGUAUUGCUCUGAAGUUACAAUUUUUUUUUAACACAAUGUCCAUGUAAUCUGGAAAUCGUUUAUUGUCUUUAUAUUUAUUGUAAUAUUUACAGCCCUCCUGUAACAUCUGAGAGUUUUAUACGUUGUUUAGAGUACAGCUCAACUGGCCAAACUUACAGUACCAGUCAAAAGUUUGGACACCCUUAGUCAUUCAAAGGUUUUUCGAUAUUUUGACCAUUUUCUACACUGUAAAGCAAUACUGAAGGCAUCAAAGCUAUAACAUAUGGAAUAUAUUAUGCAGUAAACAAAAGUGUUGGGAAAAAAAUCAUAUUUUAGAUUCUUCAAAGUAGCCACUGUUUACCUUGACGCUUUGCACACUAUUGGCAUUAUCUUAACCAGCUUCAUGAGGUAGUCACCUGGAAUGCUUUGCAAUUAACGGGUGUGCCUCGUCAGAAGUUAAUUAGUGCAAGUUCUUGCCUACUUAAUGCGUUUGAGAUCAAAUAGUAAAUAAUAAAAAUACAGUAAAUAGCCCUAGUCCACAACUGUAGUAAUCUAUAUUACGGUAUGUCAAGAACCGCUCAGCUAAGUAAAGAGAAACGACAUCCAUCAUUAAGACAUGAAGUCUUUUUUUUUUUUUUCUAAUUAAUAAAAAUUAAAGAAAAAACAUUGAAUUGGGUGUGUCCAAACUUUUGACUGGUACUGUAAAUUUGAACCAAGACCUUAUCAAUGAUCAAUAAGUUUCUUUUGUAUGCCAUGGGUUACUUUUUUUUUUUAACCUUACUGAACUACAAUGUCUGUUGCUGCAGCAGCAAAACUCAAACUAACAACAGCAGAGACUGAUCAUCACUCUGAACGUGUGUUUUGUGUACUACAUGAUCCCAAAUCCCCAGGCGGCUUUUCACGAAUUUAUUCAGCAACAUUUGAAACUGAUGGGAGGUAACGCUUUCACCGCUGCGUAACUUCAUGUACAGACUGUAUAACUUUUUUUUUAAUAUAUAAUAUAAGCAAUACCAUUAACACUAAGUAACUUUUUUGUGAUAAAUUCAAUAUAAACCAGUACACAAUUUUAAAAGCAAAUCUAGUGAACUAGAGUGUGUACCAUAGUGAAGUAUUGGGUACCAUUAGAAACUAGAGGGAUUCUGCUUUGAGAAUAUGUAACACGUGACAGUAAACUUGAGCGCAGGUGAAUUUGCAUUUUAUCCAUUAAAGGAGAACUGAAGGAAAAAUUUUUUAUUAAAAUUCUAUUUAUCUCAUUUUAUUAAAUAUAGGAAUGCAUUUUUGAUAGCUAUUUUGUCACUGCUAUAGCAAGUUAUGAGUGUUUGAAAUGUGCUAUGUAAUAUAUCAGACCAUAUGUCAAAGCAACGGCCGUAAAUGAGAUUCGUUGAGACCUGUGUGAGACAUCGUAGGACAGAAGUAAAAAACAUACAGCAGAAAUCAAAGCGACCAACAUCUGCCAACGUUGUCAAAAGACACACGCACCCUCUUUGGAAUGCUGAUGUAAUCAAGCCGGAAGUUUUGUUUGGUUUGAUAGCAAUCAGGAAAGUUUGAAAAAAGUAGGCAGUAAUCGUCAUUUAAACUCGUUUUUGUGCAAUACUUUGUUUGGAAAACAGUUUUCCAAAUGGCAGCACUGACACCUGGCUGACACUUCAUGUUUCAAAGUCUCGCACAAGUCUUGUGAAGAUCACGCAGAUAAUUGACACCUCCCGUGGACCAAACGAACUAAAUUCAACACGGCUAAAAACCGAACAGGCCGAUAAGUAUAAUAUUUAAUUGCAAUUAGUUGCCAAUACGAGUCACGACAUAAGGUUACUAAAACCAAAAACGUAAUUGAAGAACACGUUAAUUAAGAAAUAAAGCAAGUUUAAAAAUGACUUCAGUUCUCCUUUAAUAUUUAUCAAAAGAAAGAUGUGUAACCCUAAUUACAUAUUUGUUAACUCUUCCGAUUCACGCGACAGUAUACCGCUUUUGACAGGUGAAUACUGCGUACCACUUUUAGUCCUAAAAUCUACCGCGUUACAACAUGAUCAGUGAUCACUGUUGGAUUUGCUCUUCUGACCUUGCUUCAGUUGAACCAACAGAGCGGCGCAAUAAUGAUGCUGAAACUAAAUAUAAUUUCAUCUAAAUCUAAAGCAUGCAUUUUUGUGAAGUAUACUGGCCCGAUUUCCUGUGAUCUACCACUUUUCAUUCUCUGUGAGUUGGCAAGUAUGUAAUUAACAUUUUUUUUUUUUUAAAUUGUGCUUACCUAAAUUACGUCAUAGGAAUUCCCAGGGAAUCCAACUUAACCAAUCGGCAUCUACAAUACACAGGGGUUUCCCUUCUACAAGGAGACCGGAAUAGCGGUAUGCCGUGAUAAUGGUGACCAAUACAGGAGACCAGUUUCAGUCUGUCAUGUUGAAAGAUUCCUUCUUUUCCGGACUGAUAUAGCGAUUUGCAGUGGUGAAAGGGUCAAGUCUUUCACUGGAAUAAAAAUUACAAGCAUUUCUUUGAAUCGUUUGAUCAUCAAACAACGAUGCACCCCAUCCUAUAACACUUCUUCCUCAGUCUCAGCACUCAAACCAUCCUUUCAUGAUUUCUGUUCAUGUACAGGAGGACCAGAGUGAUUUGUGCGCUUGCGUUGUUUUUUAGAAAAUGUUGUUGACAAAUGAUGGGAGCAAACGAUGGCUGUUAUGCCGUAGUGGGGAAUUUGCUGGCACGUUUUGGGUCUACUUGAUGACUUAUUAAACAUUUUUUUUAUCCUAAUGAGCUGGUCCUCUUCCAGGAUGACUCUGACCCCAGCCACAUGGUACGAGGGCUCACUGAAAGAUUUGACUUCAGUCACCAGGUCUCAACUCGGUUGUAUACUUUUUAAGGUUAUUUUGGAGCGCUGUCAACAGUGCUUGUGCCUCCAGUACCAUUUCAGAGACGUGUACAGUGGAUGCCAUUGAAAUGUGCCUUUUGGUGGCCCAACAUCUUUCUAAAACGCUUUGUUGGUUUUUCCUAGAAUUUUUUUUUUUUUUUACCCACUUCUUCUGUCUUACUGUGACUUAAAUUUUCAGCUUAAAUUGAUGGCAUUUCAUGCAACACAAUAGUGAUGUAGUUGACUGAAUUAUACAUUUGAGGACAUUAAGGAAACGGAUUUCGGUCCUUUUUUUUUUUUUUUUUUUUUAAACCCUUGCCUGAAAGUAUUCAUAUGGUUAUGCCAUUGGAGUGCUCUGUUACUGUUUUUAUCUGGGAUUUGAGUUCCAGAUGCCAUGUUGAUGCUGAAAAGUAAAGGAGGGUUUUUUUUUCCUUCUUUUUUUAAUUGCAUUCUGAUUUAGUAUGUUCAUAGGGGGCAAAUGGCAAGAAGAAACUGCUUGUUAUUUUAGGAUUGAAGGAUUAUGCAGUUUAAUCCUGACUGACAUUUCUUUUUAAAUUGAUUUUAAAAUAGUCACAUAACCAAGCUAAGGGUAGUUUUUGCAUUUCAAAUCCAUAAUGAUGCAUCACAAUCAGUCUUUGACAUUAAUACAAAUUGUCAAAGAUUGACUAAGAAUAAUUCAUAUUUACUUGGAGGCAAAUAUUUUUCACCCGUAACCUUGUUCUGUUGGUAAAACCAGAUUGUAUUACGUUACACAAAUGAAUGCAUAUGGUAAAAUAAAUUCAAGUUCUGGUAUAUUUAUAAGAAGGAAUCUUGUUUUUGCCCUUUUUUGUAGGAUAGUUGUUGCAGUAUGAUGUGAUGCGGGUUUUUUAAUGAAUUGUAAUCUAUAGAUUGGUAAUAAUUGCUGGCAGACAAUUUUGAUUUUUUUUGCUUCAGUUAUAAAAUAGUAGCUGAAUUGUAAUUGGACCGUUUUUGUAGAAAUUCUAGGUCUCUCUGUAAUAUUGAUGACUGCUUGUGCAUUAAAUGCUCCC
Messenger RNA from Neoarius graeffei (lesser salmon catfish), 6885 nucleotides. RefSeq names its product metal transporter CNNM3. Gene Ontology annotation, cellular component: plasma membrane. Gene Ontology annotation, molecular function: transmembrane transporter activity. Gene Ontology annotation, biological process: transport; magnesium ion homeostasis. The record is from RefSeq and is a predicted model, not a curated record. The transcript is spliced from 8 exons. Bases 250 to 2442 code for a protein of 730 amino acids. Lineage: Eukaryota; Metazoa; Chordata; Actinopteri; Siluriformes; Ariidae.